Molecule: messenger RNA, 891 nt
Organism: Gastrolobium bilobum
Lineage: Eukaryota; Viridiplantae; Streptophyta; Magnoliopsida; Fabales; Fabaceae
Product: RING-H2 finger protein ATL33-like
Exons: 1
Coding region: 8-679 (223 amino acids)
Source: RefSeq, a predicted model, not a curated record
AUUAAUAAUGCUAAUAUUCACUCUCACUUCUUCUAUCACAAUGCAAAACUCAUCCACCACUAUCUCUGCCCCGCCACCGCUUCCCCUCCCUCUUCCGCCGAACUCCGCCGCGCCUCCGCCGCCACCCUUUGCCAGUUCUCCCAACUCCGUCUUCCAAAUAACCGUCCUUCCAGCGCCGCCGCCUCCACCGCUCUUCGCCGACACUCCUAGCUCCGUCGAUUUGUCCCCUCUCAAAUUCCUCCUCGCCCUCGUCGCAAUCGUCACCAUCCCCGCUUUAAUCUACACCUUCAUCUUCGCCUUCAGGUGCCCGGCGUCCCGCCGCCGGCAUCACUCCGCCGGCGAAACCUCCGGCGAUCCCUCCUUUGUGUCCGAACUCUCACACCAAGACGUUGAAAACGCCGGCGCCGGUAGCGUUGCCGACUUGAAGUACCAGAAGGAGACGCACGCGAAGGAAAUCGGCGGCGAGUGCCCGGUGUGCUUGGCUGCUUUCGCCGACGGCGAGGAGGUCCGGCAGCUGAGCGCGUGCAAGCACUCGUUUCACGCUUCUUGCAUUGAUAUGUGGCUCAGCAACCACUCCAAUUGCCCGAUUUGCCGCGCCACCAUCGCCCCCACCGCUAAAAACCGUUCCAGCUCCGGUGAUCUGCAACAGGGUCACCGUGACGCCUCUGCUGCGGUUUGAUUUUUAAUUUUUUUUUUUUAUAUUUUUAUAUAAAUGUUGAGCUUUUUUUUUUUAAUUACAAAAUGGUCCAAAUUCGGAUAAGUAGUUUUAGCGAAGAUUUUGUGACUUUUGAGCUAUAACUGUUUGUGAAAUAUAAGGGAUUUUCAUGAGAAAGUAGACAGUUAGAAAUUGUAAUACAAUUGGGUAUGGUAAUGAAGAUAGCUCUGAAAUUU